AUGAAGCUACACAAAAUAAUAAAUACUCUCAAUAAGAUGACAGAAGAGGUGUAUAUCCCGAGACCACAACGAGGAAUUCAUCCUCAUUUAACAAUAUCGUACCCACUGGUCGAUGGUAUCGAAGAAAUCGUCGAAUCCGUCGCAAAUUUGCUGAAAAUCGAACAAUUAGAACCAGAAGACUUUCCGGAGAUUAAAAUUUCAUCGAUGGUUGCGAUGAUGGCGGUUUUGUUGGAAAUGAAAGAUAAAUUGAUACUUUUGGACCUGUUUAAACGGUGGGCAAUCAACACGAGAAUAGAUGACAGUUUGUUGGCUGGUGUUGUCCAGUCACUUCGCAUUUUCGAUAUUCAUUUUAAUGAAGUUUAUACGAUUCGUGCUGCAAUGUACAAUUACAUCACAAAGCCGUCCGCCUAUGAAACGACAAUUCUCAAAAUCUAUCCGGACGGAAAAAUCGAAGUUCAACCGAGACGAAUCGAUGAGAAUGAAGUGAAACAUCAUACUUAUGUUCUGAAGAAACUUCGAGAAGUCACUUCACUCGGCCAACCGACUAAUUUCAGAACAAUGGCUCAAUACGAUUUCAGCUGUAAAUCAAAAUAUCGUUCAGAUCAAAUAAUGCAACAAUUGUCGUAUUUCAAUACUUCUGGAUACAGUAUAUCCGAUGGAAAGAGUUGUUUCGGUAAUAGUUUUGGAAAAGUUAGAAUUACUGAACCAGAGGAAGAAGAAAAAGGAGAGGAAAGUGAAGAGUCAGAGAAAUCUGAAGAAUCUGAAGAAUCUGAUGAAUCCGAGAAAGAAGAAGAAGAAGAAGAGAAGAAUCCAGUGGAAAUACUCUCGGAUUAUGUAGAUAAACCAGUAUGGCCACGAAGAAUUGAGGGGGAAAAUCCAUUCGAGAAAUUGGAAAAAUUGACGAUUUGUACUCAGGAGAAAACAAGUAUCGACAAGGAGAGAUGGCAGCUCAAUAGCUCAUAUCCAGAUUUUGGAUCGCUACCCACAAGCCCCACCAGCUCCAGUACCUGCACCGACUCUUCCGAUCCCAAUCAGUUAUUCUUCGAAUUCCCCGAAACUCCGCCCCUUGCGAAAUCCAUAAAAGUUUAUAGUUAA
Molecule: messenger RNA, 1095 nt
Organism: Caenorhabditis remanei
Lineage: Eukaryota; Metazoa; Nematoda; Chromadorea; Rhabditida; Rhabditidae
Exons: 4
Coding region: 1-1095 (364 amino acids)
Source: RefSeq, a predicted model, not a curated record